Molecule: messenger RNA, 1554 nt
Organism: Adineta steineri
Lineage: Eukaryota; Metazoa; Rotifera; Eurotatoria; Adinetida; Adinetidae
Source: the annotation of a GenBank genome assembly
AUGUGUAAAUGUACAAAUUUUCCACUUUUUGCAAUAUAUGAUACAAAUUAUUUAACUAAACCACGUUCAUUAUCAAAUCAAGAUCUUUUUUGUACAUAUUCAAGUGAAUAUUUAAAUGAAACAAAAUUAACAACAUUUGAUCAAUUUAAAUAUAUUUAUUAUCGUUUUCGUACUUUAACAUUUGCAAAUUAUCCAUUUAUACCAACGAAAGCUUUUCGUUAUAUACAAUUUGAAAGUCAAAGUGUUAAACAAACACAUAAAACAAAUAAUCGAAAUGUUAUUGCGUUUGUUAAUAUUGAACAAACUCAUUCAAGUAUAUUUGAAGAAUUAAAUCUAUCAGAUUCUCAAGAGCAACUUAUAAUAUCAUUUUAUAAUUCACCAUCAUUAAUAUAUGGUAAUGGAACACUUUCAAAAUUGAAUUGUUAUGAAUUAAAAUUAUCUAAUACAAAUUCAAAAAUCCCAAUUGAUUUUUUUUAUAAUACAAUUUUUAUUUAUCAUUUAAUUAUUGAUAAUCCUUCAUUUACCGGUUUUCUUCCAUCAUCAAAUAUAUUUACAUUUCAAGUAUAUAAAAUUUCAAUAAAAGAUAUCAGUAUACGUUAUUUACAAGGAAAACAUUUUCCUAUUAUUUUUAAUUCAGUUAAAGAAUUAAUACUUGAAAAUUAUUACGCACAUGGUGGUUUUAAAUCAUUUAAUAAUCGAGAAUUAUCUCAAUGUUUUCCAAAUUUAAAAUAUUUAAAAAUAUUUUCACGUUCAAUUCAACAUAUAACUAAACGAAUGUUUGAACAUUUAAAUCAAUUAGAAUAUUUAGUAUUAAAUGGUAUAACAACAAUUGAAAAUGAAGCUUUUUUUAAUUUAUAUCAUUUAAAAGAAUUAAAUCUUGGUAAAGAUAUUUAUCGUCUCGAUCCAUAUGCAUUUCUUCAUAUGACUACAAAUUUACUUAUAUUAAAUGAAAGUAUUAAUUUUCAAUUAGAUGAUAAUAAACAUUUUUGUGUAUUUGCUCAAUUUUCUCCAUUAACAAAUUUAAAAACAUUUAUUAAAUUUCCAAAAGAUUUAAAUACAUGUUCAUGUAUUAUACGUUAUUUAUAUCGACAUAUUGAUAAAUCAUUGAUGUCAUUAACACCAUAUUGUUAUUCAAAUUCAAGUUUAUAUGUUUUAGCACAAGAAGAACGUUUAUGUUAUUUCGAACAACGUUUACUUCAAUGUCAUGUUUUACCUGAUGAAGGUAUAACUAUUUAUGGUAAACAUUAUAACGUUUCAUAUUUUUAUCAACAACAAACAUCAAAACAUCGAAAUCAAUUAACAAUAUUUUAUCAUUAUCGAAUAUAUAUCAUCAUCAUAUUAAUAUUUAUAUUGAUUAUAAGUAUAAGUUUCACUCUGUUUUGUAUUCGACAACAAAAACAACGUAAUAAUAGUACAUAUAGACAUUUAAAUCGUUUAUUAAAACGACCACGAUUAAGAGAAAAUGAUAAUGUAACAAUGGAUAUUAUCUAUCAUCAUACAAAUGAUCAUCCCGAUGUUAUAUCAUCAACAAUACCUAUAUCAACUAAAGUUUAA